AUGGAUGCUCCCCAAGUCUCUACAGCAUUCCCCGAAGGAGAGGGCGAUCUUUGCCUCAUAUCGAAUGACGGCGUGCUUUUCUACGUUCACAGCCAGCUCCUUCGUCACUCGUCCCCCGUCUUCGCGACCAUGUUCGAGAUCGGGGGCGGCACAGGAAAGCCCGAGGGAAAAAGCAAUGAUUCCGUUCGCAUGGAGGCAGAUUCAGCGACCUUGGAGCUCCUGCUCCUCUAUGUCUACCCGCUCCGCAAGAACCCACAACUCGAGACUCUCGAGCAAAUAUCAACUCUCCUAAGUCUCUCUCAUCGCUAUGAGCUCGAUGGAAUCACCCAGCAACUCCGUGUGGCGCUGACAGAGCCUCGAUUCGAAGGGAGCGACCUUACCCGGCCCCUCUAUAAGGUAUCUCCACUGAUAGCGCUCGCAAUUACGGAUGCAUAUGGCCUAAUCCCGGAAGCAAGACUCGCACUCCACGACUGCUUGUCUCUGGACCAGUCCGACCUUCUUGGCAUCAGUGCACAGAUUAAUAUUCCAUUCAGAAUAAUCACAGAUGUCCUUAAAUUACGCCAAGAAAGGGUUGAGUGGUUUGCUCGGAAGCUUGACUCCCUUGAAUGGCCUGGGAUGACUGCCCAGUCUACUCGCCAUUGUGCCAUUGACAGGUCAAAGAUCGAGCGUGAAUUCAACCAGAAGCCCGACCUACAUGCAUUAAAGAACAUCAUGCUUUCUUCAAGUGACGCGGGGAUCUCCAUUGCCACUCUGCAGGGUUGGGAAAAGGAAUGGUCACAGGCGUUCGCCAAAUUACCAGAAUUUCCCGCCAAAUGUUCUAAGAAGCCGGCCAGCCCGCCGCGGAUUUGGAGCACGAUAAAUAAUAUCCAGCAUCCAAACAUCCUCGACGAAGGUCUUGUGUGUUGCGAUCUCUUCCGGGAGACGGCGGGAGGAUACUCUGGGACCAAAUACGCCGGCUAUACGCCAGGGUAUAGGCUGCGUGGUGUGCUCCAGCAACUGCUUGCCAUGUUCUCCAGCUCGUGGGUAAGCGACAAUUAUGGCUCGCGUGGCGAACACCUCGGGAGUGCUGUUAUUGAGCACUACGUCACCGAGGCGGAUCUGAUGGGUCCAUUUCGGCAAUCGUAUUCACUCAACGACCGGCGGUCGGCGUACCCCUAUGUUGAGUCUGAGCAGCGGUUAGAGAGGCUGUGGAAUGCGGAUGACUCGGAAGAGGUGUUGAUCAUGGCAUACGAGACUGAGGACGGCAGCGAAAUUAGACAACUCACCAAAAAGAGCAUGUUGCGUGGUCAAAUCGUACCCCAGUCAAGCUUUGCCUCAAGUACAAGUCAUUUUGCUACUUCUGAGGUCCAGGCGAUCUCGCGUGCCUCGAAAAUGUGCGCCUCAACAGGGCGUGUGUUCAAGUUUGAGUCGCGGAGCCCGUUCUGGGAGCGUACGCGUCGCAAACUUGAAGUAUUUGAGUGCACUGAGUGUGGAUAUGGGAUAGAUUCGAUGCCACAUUAUUCGCCUGGCGGUAUUUUGCCCCUACAUAAGUUCCGCCCGCCCUACAUGAUCCCUGCCCGGGUCAACCAGCUUUCACGGCUCAAAAUGGACACGUUACACGUUCUGUGCGAUUUCCUGCCAGACGAGUCGCUGCGUGCGCUGAGCGUCGCGUAUCCGCCGUUCGACGCGUUUUUGCGACGGGCAAACGUCCUCCGCAGACGCCAAGUGCGCUGUUUCUACCUGUCUACACCGUUUGAAGACCGUAAAGAAGGAGCUGGAGAGCCAGAGCUGUCGUCGACGAUGGGCAUUGGAAUUGCGUUGGAUGCAAAGACGAAUCGCCUGUCGUGCCCCACCCUCGUCGAUGGCUUCCUGUCUGAAGCUGCAUUCCAGAAAUGCGGCGUAAGAAGGAGCUCAAGGAAACACGAGUUUGGAUUUUUCCUCCCGCUCGCGCUCAACUAUCGCCAUUUGAAGCAGAUCAAGCCCCGCGUGUUUGAAUGCCUCAAGACGCUCAGCCAGCAAGUCGCCCUCGCUGAUCCACAUCGGUGGAAAAGUAAUCCAGCAGUACAUUCACCUUCUCUGCGUUCAACACGCGCCACAGCGACGAUAAAGCCGCCUGCAUUGAACAUUCGGACUCCGCUUCAAGCAGACGUCGAUAGUGUCAACGUCUUGUACAAGCUCCUAAACGACGUCAUGACGGGCUACAUGCGUUCUUGCGAGGCCAUCCUCGACGCACCUCCAGCCGCCUUGCGACGUCGUGGAGGCUCAGGAGGAUCCCUCCAAGCCCAAAUCGAAGAAGAAGAGUCUGCUACUGUCACCUUGACACACGCCGCAGAACGAUUCCUCCCCGUCUAUUGGCAGGUUCUCCACCUGUUGAUAUCCUUAUGUCGCGAGAAUCCUGCCAUUCUUCGUGCAGCUCACGCAAGAGUGAGGCAAUUCAUCGAUCAUCCAGAAAAGAGGAGUAAAGAAUACGAGCCCGACCUUGGAGAACUCCUCGUCGUAGCUGCAUUGGUCUUUGCCUGCCAGGACGAGGGCUCCCUUGCGGGACACGGACGUUACGACCUUCGAAAUGGACACAACGCACGACGACCCGCAUCAGUUACUUCUGGAUCAGGUCGCCAGAUAUCUGGAAGCGCCAAAGAUUCAGUGAUCCGCUGGUCGGAGCAUUUUGCGGGGCCACUCCUUAAAGAGGCCAUGACGCGCGGUGUAAAGACUGCACUCGAGCAUUCCCCCGAUUUACAACAUCUCGAAACGGGUGCUUGUCCUUACCGUACCACAAAGACAUUUCAGCACUGUCGUGGACCGCUCAGACAACUCGCGCUCCAAGUCUCCAUGGUCGCCGUCUUCAACUAUUUCGAAACGAUGCAAAAGGGGCCGCAUCCACAGCAGACGCACCUCGACCGAAACUUUGGCAAUCCGCCACCAGAAGCAGUCCUCGUCCUCACCGAAGAAGUCAAAGCCGUACACCGGCUUUCGACAUGGGGAGAACUGUUUAUCAAAAUACAAUAUGAAAAUGGAAAGGCGUGGUCCGAUGUCGAGCUCGCCUCUGCGUUGCGACAAUGCAUGCUGCUCAGCGAGCGACGAGGCUAUCACACCAAUCAUUACCAACACGCCGAGGCAAAGUCUCGCUUGCUCACGAUACGGGAGCGAAAGGAAAAGGACUGGAAGAUGGAUCACGCCCGACGUAUGAGAAAUCAGCGUUGA
Messenger RNA from Serendipita indica DSM 11827, 3180 nucleotides. The record is from the annotation of a GenBank genome assembly. Lineage: Eukaryota; Fungi; Basidiomycota; Agaricomycetes; Sebacinales; Serendipitaceae.